This is a messenger RNA of Perca flavescens (yellow perch), 2845 nucleotides long. It is a transcript of the gene popdc2, whose product is annotated as popeye domain cAMP effector 2. Lineage: Eukaryota; Metazoa; Chordata; Actinopteri; Perciformes; Percidae. Gene Ontology annotation, molecular function: cAMP binding. The transcript is spliced from 4 exons. Bases 416 to 1543 code for a protein of 375 amino acids. Gene Ontology annotation, biological process: striated muscle cell differentiation; regulation of membrane potential; skeletal muscle tissue development. Gene Ontology annotation, cellular component: sarcolemma. The record is from RefSeq and is a predicted model, not a curated record.
UUCCAGCUGUUGGCUCUACAAUGCAGGCCGGAUGGGUGAGAGAAAUAGACAGAAAAGCUACAGCAAGAGAGACGACAGGAAGACUCGGAAGGGAAAGACGGAGUACAGAGAGAGGGAGGAAGGGACGCAUAAUGAGACAAGACGAAGAAACCCAUUCCAGCUGUGUUUCUAUAACAAAUAGAGCCGUGAGAACUUCAUAUUGAAGAACUUUCCACUGCACGCCAAGGGAACAAACAUUUACUUCUGACAUUCUUCUGGCAGUAUUAGUUUAUUUUUGAUCACACAAAACAUCUAGUUGUACAUGUUGAUGGGACGGAAAUAGAACCAAAGUUCAUUGGAUGAGAAGUUAUUUGGUCCUGUCAUUGUUUUGUGCAUCAGAAAAGGUCUCUCCUCAGCUUGUCGUUUGAAGACAAACAUGAGCACACACAACUCGACUCUGCUGGACAGCUUGUUUUUUCCCCCUCUCUGCGAUGGCUGGACCAACAACACAGAGGGAGCCAUCUACCAUUUGGGCAACACCAUGCUGUUCUUGGGCUACAUGGGAGGCAGCGGGGCCUACGGGUGUCUCUUCAUCUUCGGCUUCCUGACUCCCGCCUUCGCGUUCAUGAGCCUAUGGGGUUGGCUAACGAUGUGCAGCCUGGAUGUCUUCACCUGGAACCUGCUUCUGCUGCUGGCCUGCUUGGCUCAGAUCUGCCACCUGCUUUAUCGGCUGCACCAGGAGGGCAUACGCAGUGAAGAACUGACCGCCCUCUACCAGGCGGUGUACCUGCCGCUGGGCGUGCCCGUCCAGGUGUUCAAGGAGAUCGCCGGCGCCUUUGAGAACAAGGUGGUGGAGCUGAAGGCAGGAGAGAUGUACGCUGUGGAGGGCAAGACGCCAAUCGACCGGCUCUCCUUUCUGCUGUCUGGGAGGAUCAAUGUAUCUUUGGAGGGACAGUUCCUGCAUUACAUCCACCACCACCAGUUCCUCGACUCUCCAGAGUGGGAGUCUCUCAGACCAAACGAGGAGGGAAAGUUCCAGGUGACCAUGACAGCAGAGGAAGACUCCCGCUACAUCUCAUGGCGUCGCCGGCGCCUCUAUUUGGUGAUGUCAAAGCAGCGUUACAUCACCCGUGUCUUCUCCGUCAUGCUGGGCUACGACAUCGCCGAGAAGCUCUAUAACCUCAACAACAAGCUCUACAUCAAGAGCGGCGUGCUGUUGGACAUCCGCCUGCCCAGCCUCUACCACGUGCUGGCCCCCUCCUCGCAGGGCAGCGAGGGCGGCAGCGGUAGCGGCAGCGACGGGGGCACUGGCAAGGAGCAUCCGCAGGGUGAAGACCCGGCACCGGCCUACCAGAUGUCCGAUCCAGCCCAGUUUCAACCCCACCUGCAGGGACCAAGGCACCCCACCUUGGAUGAACACCAGGCCCCCCAGCAUGACCGCUAUCAGCACCCCUGGGCGUCAGACGGCGAGCUGCCCACUGGAGGGGAUAGUGACGGGGAUCUACCACCUCGAUUCCAGAGGGGCAGAGCGCCACUGGCUCCCACCGACACUCCCAAACUGUGAGAACAGUCUCUCCUGGAAACAGUAUAUUAUAUUAUUUACUGUAUAGCAGUAUGAAUGUGUCACAGCUCAAUUGUUAUGUCUCCUCACUCUGUCCCUGUUCUCACCUCACUUCACUCAUCUUUAGUCCUGAGCAUGAAGACUUUGUUUUUCUCUAUUUAAAUUGCAGUUUGAGUGAUGAGACAGCUAAUAUGGAUAUCUUUCAACAAUAAAUACUGUUGGGGCUGAUGUUUAUCAUCAUAAUAACUUCAAUUCAUUGAACGCCCACAAAUUACAAGUGCUUUGUGUUGCCUAAAAGUUUUUGUGUCAAGAUUUAAAGUCUCUGAAGCAGCAUUCAGGCCACCAAAUCUGCCUUAAAAUCCUAAAGACAGGGGGACCCACCACAUGUAUUCAACUUUAGUCAAACUUGUAGAUGUUUUAGCAUUUCAACGAACAUGGCAUUUACAAAAUCUAUAAUUCAACAACUGAGCGAACCAAUAAAAUGCUCAAAGAACAUUUAUAUUGUGUGUUUAUUUAGCUGCAGGGAAUCAUUAAAGAAGGACAUGUUGACUUGCAGAUAAACUGUAUCCAACAUUUAAUAAACUGUCCACAAUCUGUAUUAAAUCCUAAUUACACCAUGAUCUUAAGUGGCACUGAAACAUUACGGACAGAGGGACAGCCUUCACCUUACCAGCACAUUAAAAGUCUGAAAUUAUAUUUUUAUGUAAUAAAAAUGGAUUCUGUGAUGCUGAAACAGAUGAAUUUGGUUUUCAUCCCACUUAUAUUUGAUGUUAGAACUAUGACUUUGUUAGAACUAUGACUUUGUUUGAUUUGGACUUCACGUGAUUGAAUGUUAAUUUUUGAUCUUUGUUUUUUUUCACAACUCAUACUCAUUGUUACAAAGAGUAUUGAUUUAACUUAGUACGAUUACACAUUUUCUGGAUCUGACUGAUUUGAACAGACCUGCAUUAUACCCAAUUCUUAAUCCUUUCAAGAUCUGGAAAAUAUUUAGUUUUGCAUACUUCCUGAGAACUUUCCAGACAUGUGUAUGAAUACUUACAAAAUGUACAAAACCUGCAACUUGGCAGUUUAGAUUUCAUGUUUAGUUUAUUUAUCUGAAUGCACCAUUGAUGCCAAUUUCAUUUGGAGGUCAACCUCUUCUUCCUUUGUAACUGAGAACUGAAUACACACAUGUACGUAUACUGUGAAUUCCAUUAUAUCGUCCCGUUACUGCUUUGCUAAAUUACAAGAUGGGAUUAAAAUGAUGAAGUCAGUGUUUUUAAAAAAGUAUUUUCAUGGGCCAAGAUUUCUCCAUAAAGCUCUUUG